Messenger RNA from Megalobrama amblycephala (Wuchang bream), 1776 nucleotides. Its product is annotated as F-box only protein 9. The transcript is spliced from 13 exons. Gene Ontology annotation, biological process: SCF-dependent proteasomal ubiquitin-dependent protein catabolic process. Gene Ontology annotation, cellular component: SCF ubiquitin ligase complex. The record is from RefSeq and is a predicted model, not a curated record. NCBI's taxonomy places the organism in Eukaryota, Metazoa, Chordata, Actinopteri, Cypriniformes, Xenocyprididae. Bases 171 to 1439 code for a protein of 422 amino acids. Gene Ontology annotation, molecular function: protein binding.
CAAGAGUCUCCGCGAGCGCUGCUGUCAGUCACUCGUCGUGAUGGCUGCCGUGUGGCGAGCUCGCGUAUUUGCCCGUUCUGUCGUCCGCUUUUCUGAUCGUGAUCUGUAAAACAUUCGUUGAAAGCACGUCUCUAAACGCGACAUUAAAAGAGCUCGCAAAAUAAGCUGUUAUGGCUGAAAGCAACCAAAAUACUGAUGGCACUGUUGAAGAAGGGGAAGAUGAAAAUACAGAGGAUUCUAAUAUUCAAAUGGAGCUCAGUGCUUUUCGGGCCAAGUGGAUGUCUGAGCUUCAGCCCAGCUCAGGUGGAAAGAGAAGUCUCCUAAAAACUGCUGAACUGAGGAGGAAACAGGAGAUAGCUAAAGAGGAAAAGGCCCGGGAGCUGUUCCUGAAGGCAGUCGAGGAAGAACAGAAUGGAGCUGUUUAUGAAGCCAUCAAGUACUAUAAGAGUGCGAUGCAGCUGGUCCCAGACAUUGAGUUUAGGAUCAACUACAGCAGAACUCCUGAUCCGGAACGGGGUGGGAGCUACUUGGAGGACAAUGAGAAGGAUCAGGAGAUAGACGAUCUACUGACGUACUUCCAACAGCAUCUGAUGCUGGAGGACGACACCAUGAAGCUGUGUGAGCCUGAGACAGACACAUCACAGGUGCACAUCUCAGCUCUGCCCCUUGAGGUGCUCAUGUAUAUCUUCCGCUGGGUGGUGUCAUGUGACCUGGACCUCCGAGCCUUAGAGCAGCUCUCCCUGGUUUGCAGGGGUUUCUACAUCUGUGCAAGGGACCCUGAGAUUUGGCGGUCUGCCUGUUUGAGAGUCUGGGGGCGGAGCUGCACCAAAAUGCUGCCAUUUUCAUCCUGGAGAGAGAUGUUUUUGGAGAGGCCACGUGUGCGCUUUGAUGGCGUUUACAUCAGUAAAACAUCAUACAGCCGUCAGGGGGAGGAGUCUCUUGAUGGCUUCUACAGGGCUUGGCACCAGGUGGAGUUCUACAGGUACCUGCGCUUCUUCCCUGAUGGUCAGGCCAUGAUGUUGACCACCCCUGAGGACCCUUUGGUCAUUGUCCCAAAGCUGCGCAACAGGAACUCCAGGAUGGAUUCCAUCAUGUUUGGCCAUUAUCGGCUGUCCCAGGACACAGACAAUAAAACCAAAAUUUAUGUCGUCGUCUCCAAGAGAAAAGAAGAGCAGAAGGUGUCAGAGUACCAGAGGAGCCGGUUCUGCAGGCGGAACACCGUCCCUGAAGCCGAGCGCUCCUUCCAUGUAGGACUGCAGUUGUCCCCUAGGGGGCGGCAGAGCUUCAGCAAGCUGGUGUGGAUCCACCAUUCCUGCCACAUCACCUACAGAUCAACUGGAGAGACAGUCGUCACUGCAUUCGAUGUAGACAAAAUGUACACGCCUCUGUUUUUUGCACGAGUGAAGAGCUACACAGCCUUCUCAGAGCGUCCGCUGUAGGACGACCCAAGCGAUGCAUGCAGAAAUCCGACCCUCGACCCUCCAGCCGCUCUCCUACUGCUUCCAGCACAGGCUCUUUCUUAUGAAUGUACAAGAAUGGUGUGACAUUUUUAGAGUCCCUCAGUCUUAACUGCAGCUCAAAGCAUUACGUUCUGUUUUCAUUAGUGUAAGAUCUGUCACUCUCUUAUUGCAAAGAUAAAGAUACAAUAUAUAUAUAAGAUUGUCUGUAAGAAGUUUCAGUUCAACUGUGAUGAAUGUUCACUUUGUUUGUGUGAAUCUCAGUGAGGAAACAUGUCUACUGACAACUGGAACACCCAAAUAAAUGAGCUAUAUUGUG